This is a messenger RNA of Anopheles nili, 864 nucleotides long. It is a transcript of the gene I-2, whose product is annotated as protein phosphatase inhibitor 2. Gene Ontology annotation, molecular function: protein phosphatase inhibitor activity. Gene Ontology annotation, biological process: regulation of signal transduction. The coding region runs from base 1 to 864 and encodes 287 amino acids. NCBI's taxonomy places the organism in Eukaryota, Metazoa, Arthropoda, Insecta, Diptera, Culicidae. The transcript has 4 exons. The record is from RefSeq and is a predicted model, not a curated record.
AUGUCCUUCAGCUCGGACUCGCCAGAUGCGAAGAAACCCUGCAAGGGUAUCCUCAAAUCCUCGAGCAGCUUCGACAAACAUCAAAUAGCGGCGGCAUCGUCGGUGCAUAGGAAAAGCGCCAAGUUUGAUGAGCUGAACGUGCUACAGACGUACCACCCGCCGGAUAAAGAUUACGGUCACAUGAAGGUGGAUGAACCAAAGACUCCGUUCAAUUACGUUGAGUCGGCUGACGUCGAUCAACUGGACGCUGAGCUGCUCGCAGAAAGAUUACGGGUGGCAGCAGACUCACGCAGUGACUCCGUGUCCGAAGAGGAGGAAGAAGAGGAAGAGGAAGAAGAGUUGACCGAGGAACAGCAAAAACGUAAACUAGAAUUUGAGAAGCGCCGCAAAGCACACUACAAUGAGUUUGAAGCGGUCAAGCUGGCACGGAAACUGAUUGAAGAGGAUGAGGACGACGAUGAGGAUGGUAAUAAAGAUAAAGAUGAUGAUGCGGAUGAUUCUGCACUGUCGGAUGGGGAGUCAAACAAAUCUCCGAGCUUGAACAACCCGUCAAAUGCCGAUGCCGGAGGAUCUAGUUCAGCGGUGGGCGCAAAUCCCGGGAAGGAUGAAACACGGAUGGAUAUCGAGGAGCCUGAAGAGCUGAAUCAAACGGACAGCACAUCGUCGUCGAAGGUACCUGCGCCCGAAAGCCAGGCUGCUCGCCUAAAAACAGUGGCGAGUUUAGCAAUUCUUGAGGAAAGUUCCGAUCUCCAAUCCUCUCGUAGUUCCGUGAUCGCAUUGAUCAUGAUAGUUUCCAUUGGUUUGAUGAUAUUUUUCAUCAUUUGCUUUACAUUACUGUUUUAUCUGCUGAAAAGAAAUAACUAA